AUGUCAGACUAUCGUGACUCUGAAGAAGAAGAGGUAGAUUUCGUGAUCAGAUAUCUCAAUAGAGACGAGGGUUCUCACUUGACCAGUUGUCGCUUCACAACCGUUGCCACCAUCAGAUCGACUGUUUGGUUAAAACUAAAGAAGACAUUCCACAUGAAUAUUAGAUCCUUGAACUUCAAAGUGGUUGGGAACCCGUUUCAGCUUGAUUACCACUACAAUGGCAGUCUUAUUUUGAGAUCUGUUUUAAUCAGGUUUCAAUUACCAUGCAAGUUUUUCAAGAUGUCAUAUAUAUGA
This is a messenger RNA of Lactuca virosa, 294 nucleotides long. Lineage: Eukaryota; Viridiplantae; Streptophyta; Magnoliopsida; Asterales; Asteraceae. The record is from the annotation of a GenBank genome assembly.